AGCAAGCGCUGAAAGCAGAGCAGUUCAUAUCGUGAAGGGCUGGAAAACAGCAGCUUCAGUCCAUAGAGAAAGGAGGAGGAAAAUCCAAAAGGAGAAAGAGGUGUUUGCCAUAAAGAUAGGUAAGAGCUGAAACACUUUCCUGUUCGACUUACUGACUCAGAGGGUUGCUAACAAACCCCACAGGUGUGGCCAGGUGACACACAUUAUACCUGACUGCUCGGACAUGUGCGUCUCUGUGAGAGGGGCAAAGCGAGAAAGAACCUGUUUGCUGUGAAUUUGAACAUCAGAGAAGGCAGGAGGGCACUUUGUUCCUCCUCCCUGCCAGGGGCUGCUCAUGGCAGGACAGACAUCCACUUCAGACUGCUCUCAUCUCAUUGACCACAGCCAUGUUCAGGAGUUUGAGGUGGCUCUGUGGAUCAAGAUCACUUUGGCCUUAGUCUACAUCUGCAUCUUUAUUGCGGGCAUCUUGGGCAACAGCAUCACCAUCAAGGCCACCAGGAUCCUGCAGAAGAAGGGCUACUUGCAGAAGGAGGUCACCGACCACAUGGUGAGCCUGGCCUGCUCUGACCUGCUGGUCAUCCUGCUGGGCAUGCCCGUGGAGUUCUUCAGUGCCAUCUGGAGCCCCUUUUCUACCCCCAAUGGCAACAUUGCCUGCAAGCUCUACUACUUCCUCUUUGAAGCCUGCAGUUAUGCCACUGUGCUGCACGUUGCCACCCUCAGCUUUGAGAGGUACAUCGCUAUCUGCCACCCCUUCAAGUUCAAGUCUCUCUCUGGACCCCGCACGGUGAAGCUGCUCAUCGCCUUUGUCUGGGGGACAUCUGUCUUGGUGGCUCUGCCCCUGCUCUUUGCCAUGGGCACAGAAUAUCCCCUGGAAAUCGUCGAGGGCUACCAAAGUACGAUGGCCUGUGUCAGACCUACUCCCAGGCACCUCAUACCUGAGCUGAAGUACAACAUGACCAUCUGUACCAGCCUCUCUUCCAAGUUUCCUCUCUUUCAAGCCAGCAUCUUCAGUGCCUUUGCUGUGUACAUCAUAGUGCUGGGAUCUGUCACCUUCAUGUGCCAUAGCAUGAUGAAAGCCCUGAUGAUCCACAAGGAAGGAACUGUGGCAGUGAAGGGAGGACAAAAGCACCAGAAGUAUCUAAGAAAAAGUGAGAGCUCAGAGGGCAAGAGCUCCAGGAGACAGAUCAUUUUUUUCCUGGGGCUGAUCAUUGCCACUCUGGCGAUAUGCUGGAUGCCAAACCAGGUGAGAAGGAUCAUGGCAGCUGCUAAACCGAAGCAGGACUGGACUGUCCCCUACUUCAGAGCGUACAUCACCCUCCUUCCCAUCGCCGACAUCUUCUUCUACCUCAGCUCGGUGGUGAACCCCCUCCUGUACAACAUCUCCUCGCAGCAGUUCCGCAGCGUGUUCCUGCAGAUCCUGCGCUGCCGCCUGACCAUCCAACACGCCAACAGGGAGAAGUUCCUCAGAGCCAACCAGAGCUCCAGAGCGCGGAGCAGCCGGUCCCUACGCCCGCUGCUCUUCAUGUCGUCGAGGCGCAAUUCUUCCACCAAGGGCAACACCAAAGUUUUCCUAAGCACCUUCCAGAAGGAGCCCAUGCCUGACUGCAGUCCACAGAAGCCAGGUCCUGAAUCACCAGAGCCCAGCCUGGAAGCAGUGUCCCUCGAGACUAGCUCAGAGCAUGGUCCAGACGCACAGAACGGCCUUUGUGAACAUCAAGUAUGA
Molecule: messenger RNA, 1723 nt
Organism: Lepidothrix coronata (blue-crowned manakin)
Lineage: Eukaryota; Metazoa; Chordata; Aves; Passeriformes; Pipridae
Gene: GPR39
Product: G protein-coupled receptor 39
Exons: 2
Coding region: 335-1723 (462 amino acids)
Biological process (GO): G protein-coupled receptor signaling pathway
Cellular component (GO): membrane
Molecular function (GO): G protein-coupled receptor activity
Source: RefSeq, a predicted model, not a curated record